CGGUCCUGCCCGGCCCGGCCCUGCCCUGCCCCGCCCGCCCCGCCGCGGACGGACUGUCCGCGCUCCCGGCUCCAUCGGCAGGCCGGCGGUGAGGGGCGGGCUCCCGGCGCCGCCAGCAGCUCCUCCCUCCUCCCGGCCCGGGAGCCCCCGGCGGGGUGACAGCCCUGCCGAGCGCAGCCGCCCCGGCCGGGGCUGCGGAGGCAGCGCCGCUCCCCCUCGGCCCGCUCGCUGCCGGGACCAGCGGGGCGGGAGCCGCCGCCCCCGUGCCCGCCAUGUGGAAGCUCAACAAGAGCAGCAAAGUUCUGCUGGACGACUCGCCCGAGGAGGAGGAGACGCAUCCCCGCGGGCCGCCGCCCGCCGCCGCCGCCGCCUUCGCGGCCCCCCAGAAUAAAGACCAGUUUCUUCAUGAUGAAGUGUCAUCUUCAGUGUCACAUCUUGCAACAAAGGUUCAAGGUGCAAGUUUCCGGGGUUGGAAGGAAGUGACGUCUAUGUUCAAUAAAGAUGAUGAACAGCAAUUGCUAGCAGGAUGCAAGUCUCCAAAAUCCAAAGGAACAAAUCUAAAGUUAAAGGAAGAGAUGAAGUCUGAAAAGAAGCCAGGUUUUUGGGACAGUUUGGUGAUAAAGCAGAAUGUUCCACCUAGGAAACCAGAUGAGAUUGAGGGAUGGGAACCACCACAGAUUAGCACUGCUGACUCUACCAGCAAUGCAGCAACUCCUUUAAGUGACUAUGCAGCCUGGUCAGGCUGGGAAGAUGAAACCAAAGGCUCCACAAAAUACACAAACCUGGCCAGCUCAGGAAACAGUUCCCGGUGGAGUAUCAAAUCAGCUGGAAAGCUGGUUAGUAUUAGACGUCAAAGCAAAGGUAACCUUACUGACAACUGGGAAGAGCUAGAAUGAUACUGGUAACGUGAAAUACUUUAUAGAUAAGAAGAGAAAGAUUCCAUGAUUUACUCAUAUGUUUAAACCAAAAUCAAAUCUGCUCGAUCUUGCACCUUUAUACAGUACUUUGUUUUAUUCAGAUUGUUACAAAUUUUUGCUCACCUGAUAGUAAAUUUUCUUAUUACAUUGUUAAAUAGCUAUGUUUUCCACUCUGAAAAAAAAGUAGAGAAUCUAUUUUGUGCCUAUAUUUCACAUUCAGACUUUGCAGUAUGUUGGAUUGUUGGUUUUACCAAAAAAAAAGUAAUUCCUUAGUGAAUGUAUACACUGGUUGUAAAUUUGACUGCCUUAUGUAGGAAGUUCCACUAGCUCGAGUCCUGUUCUUUUCUGAUGUUUGAGGGUCACUCAAAAUUUUGGUUUUGAUGCUGUCCCUUUUUAACCAAGAAUACUGACCUGUUGCUUGCAGGGAGAAUGCUUGUACUUAGCAGACUGUUUUCCAAAUCUUCAGCCUCAGCAUAUGCUUCAGCUUGUGCACACAAGAUGCUUACUGUCACAAUGUGCUAUACUGUGUAUGAAGUGGGAAAAUACUAUUCUAAUGUAGUUCCUUCCAUUAGAAUAAUGUCACCAAUAGUCAGGUCAAAUGGGUCUUCCAGAAUUUGGGGGGGGAUUUUG
Messenger RNA from Pipra filicauda (Wire-tailed manakin), 1547 nucleotides. It is a transcript of the gene TDRP, whose product is annotated as testis development related protein. NCBI's taxonomy places the organism in Eukaryota, Metazoa, Chordata, Aves, Passeriformes, Pipridae. The transcript has 4 exons. Gene Ontology annotation, cellular component: cytosol; nucleus. The record is from RefSeq and is a predicted model, not a curated record. The coding region runs from base 273 to 896 and encodes 207 amino acids. Gene Ontology annotation, biological process: spermatogenesis.